CCGUAGCGACCAUAAAAGGCCGCUACCAGAGGUCGCUACGCCUGUAGUGACAUCACAUGCCCGCUACGUGUAGCCGCUAGGAUACUUGGACGAUUUUCCCGCAUUUGAAAUUCAUAGCGACCUCAUGAAGUCGCUAUGGUUGGCCGUUGUAGAAGGCGCUUGAAGUCCUGAACGCAUAGCGACCUCAUGAUGCCGCUACGCCUGGCCGCUACGCGCAUAGCGACCUCAUGAUGCCGCUACGCCUGGCCGCUAGGAGCCUUCAACGACUCAUCUUCAUUCUUUUGGCAUCAAAACACUCAUUCGGGCACAAAGUUCAUCAUGAAACUCCCUCCAACACCUGAUAAGGACUAAUGCAUGAAAAUACAACCUAAACAUGUGUAAAUGCUAUUCCAAAAGACCAAUGUGCACAAGAAAGGAUAAUUAAAACAAUGUAAAUAUGGUAGAUAUCAUUCAACAACCGGAGAUUCACAAGAAAGCACUUCGAUAAAUCCCCAAAGCAGCUUAUGACUCUCAUGUUGAACGAGUCUAUGGUUUGUUCGACGAGAGUUAAUCUCAAUGGAGUUCCAGAGGUCACAAGCGAACUUAGCCUAGUUGACCCUCUUUAUAGUAGUUUAAUAGAUCAUGAGUUCGAUAUUUAUGAAGUCUUUCACUGCGACGGCUUAUUAUUAUGCAUCAACGAAGACAACACUAGACUCGUGGUCUGGAACCCGUGUACUAGUCAAGCUAGGUGGAUCCAACCCAAAACACGUGUCAGCAGCCAUGCUCUUGGAUCCUACCAUGGUAAUAGCUAUAAAGUAUUGAGCUACCACCCUGACUUCGCAAUCUUUGAGAAUAACUCUAAUUCAUGGAGGAGUCUUGAUAUCACCCCCGACUGCACCAUAGAAGAUUCUGAACAGUUCAUGUCUUUGAAAGGAAAAACGUACUGGUUUGCUUGUGAUAAAAAAGAUGAGCGUCCCAUCAGCAUAUUCUUACUCAGUUUUGAUUAUACAAGUGAAACGUUUGAACGUCUACGUCUUCCGUGCCAGAGUUUUCUCUAUGAAACUAUGUCUAUGUCCGUUGUUAGAGAAGAGAAGCUUUCUGUGUUGUUACAGCGAGAUUAUACGUCAAGGACAGAGAUAUGGGUGACAAAUAAGAUUGGUGAGACCAAAGAAGUCUCGUGGAGCAUGUUCCUAGCACUGGAUUACUCGCCAGCUGGACUUCAUCUUCGGGAUACCGUAAGUUUUUUGGUCGAAGAGGAGAAGAAAGUCAUCGUGUGUUGUGAUAGAUACUUGGAAGAUGAAUUCCACGGCAAAAAGUUGAUUCACAUUGUUGGAGAGCAAAAUCAAGUCAGAGAAUUUGAUUUUGGAGAAGCCAAACAGUGCCCGAUUUUGUUUAAUUAUGUUCCAAGUUUGACACAAAUCCACCAAGGUGUAGGUGUGGGAGGGAAAAGAAAAAGAGAUACAAUUAACGGACAAUAUGCUGGAAGAUGGUCCAAGCUUUUUUACAGAGUUUAGUGGUUUUGUUUUUGAUGGGCACAAGUUCUGUUGAUUUUAGUUUAGUGGUAUUUUUUUAUACUACGAAAUGUUUCAAGUGAGUUAUACAUACUUGUUGCUAUUGCAUUACUUUUCA
Messenger RNA from Brassica napus (rape), 1608 nucleotides. Its product is annotated as probable F-box protein At5g47300. The transcript has a single exon. Bases 504 to 1493 code for a protein of 329 amino acids. NCBI's taxonomy places the organism in Eukaryota, Viridiplantae, Streptophyta, Magnoliopsida, Brassicales, Brassicaceae. The record is from RefSeq and is a predicted model, not a curated record.